This is a messenger RNA of Dipodomys spectabilis (banner-tailed kangaroo rat), 2564 nucleotides long. It is a transcript of the gene Tsr1, whose product is annotated as TSR1 ribosome maturation factor. The transcript has 15 exons. The record is from RefSeq and is a predicted model, not a curated record. Gene Ontology annotation, cellular component: preribosome, small subunit precursor; nucleus. Gene Ontology annotation, biological process: maturation of SSU-rRNA from tricistronic rRNA transcript (SSU-rRNA, 5.8S rRNA, LSU-rRNA); endonucleolytic cleavage of tricistronic rRNA transcript (SSU-rRNA, 5.8S rRNA, LSU-rRNA); ribosome biogenesis. NCBI's taxonomy places the organism in Eukaryota, Metazoa, Chordata, Mammalia, Rodentia, Heteromyidae. Gene Ontology annotation, molecular function: GTP binding; GTPase activity; U3 snoRNA binding. Bases 22 to 2433 code for a protein of 803 amino acids.
UUGGAGCACGCGGACGGCGGCAUGGCGGCUCACCGCUCCGGCCCGCUAAAACAGCAGAAUAAGCCUCAUAAAGGCGGGCGGCAUCGGGGUCGAGGGUCGGCACAGCGAGAUGGCAAAGGCCGCCUAGAAAUGAAAAUCCUGUGCAAGAAGGUGAAAAAAGAGCUGAGCAGAAUAGACCAGAGACAUCGCGCCAGCCAACUCCGAAAGCAGAAGAAGGAGGCGGUUCUGGCAGAGAAGAGACAUUUGGGCAGCAAGGAUGGGCCUCCCCAUCAGGUGCUGGUGGUGCCUCUGCACAACAGGAUUUCCCUGCCUGAGGUCUUGGGACUGCUUCAGGAUGGAGACUUGGGAACAGUAUGCUUCAAUGAAUGUGGAAACACUCACAGCUUUAUGCUACUGUGCCCACAAUUGAAACAUCGGUGGUUUUUCACAUUUGCAAAGCCAGGGGAUCUGCACACUGUGUUAGACCUGGCUAAAGUGGCUGAUACCAUCCUGUUUCUCCUUGAUCCACUAGAAGCUUGGGACAGCACUGGAGAUUACUGCCUUUCCUGCCUCUUUGCUCAGGGCCUUCCCACCUACACACUAGCUGUCCAGGGGGUUUCUGGCCUCCCACUGAAGAAACAAAUAGAUGCCAAAAAGAAGUUAAAUAAAGUAGUGGAGAAGCGCUUUCCUGAUGACAAACUACUCUUGUUAGACACCCAACAGGAGGCAAGCAUGCUGCUUAGACAGUUGGCUAACCAAAAGCAACGGCAUCUUGCUUUUCGAGAUCGGAGGGCCUACCUGUUUGCCCAUGCUGCUGAUUUUGUGCCUAGUGAAGAGAAUAACUCUGUGGGCACCUUGAAAAUCUCGGGUUAUGUUCGUGGGAGGACUCUGAAUGUAAAUAGCUUGCUGCAUAUUGUUGGAUAUGGAGACUUCCAAAUGAAACAGAUAGAUGCUCCCAUGGAUCCUUUCCCCUUAAAUACUAGAGUGAAUAAGUCCCAGAAGGACUCAAGCAUGGCAAUGGAGAUUUGUGCUGUAGAUGCUGUGGUUAAUAUGGAAGAAGAUCUUAAGAUCCUAAUGAAGGCAGACCCCAAUAAACAGGAAUCUUUGCAAGCAGAGGUCAUCCCAGAUCCAAUGGAAGGGGAGCAGACCUGGCCCACUGAGGAGGAACUGAAUGAGGCAGAUGAUUCUGUGAAGCAAAGUUCUAAGGUGGUAAAGAAGGUUCCCAAAGGAACAUCCAGUUACCAAGCUGAAUGGAUUUUGGAUGAAGGUGAUGGAAGUGAUGGGGAAGGAGAUGAGUAUGACAUGGAACAUGAGGAUUUUAUGGAAGAAGACUCUCAGGUUGAGAGUGCUGAAGAGGAAGAUGAGGAGGAAUGUGAAACGCUGACAACAGGGGAGUCUGUGCGUGAUGAUCUGUAUGAUGAGAAAGUGGAUGAAGAGGCUGAGGAAAAAAUGCUGGAGAAAUAUAAACAAGAAAGAUUAGAAGAGAUGUUUCCUGAUGAAAUGGAUACCCCCCGUGAUGUGGCUGCCAGAGUGCGCUUUCAGAAAUAUAGAGGCCUCAAGAGUUUCCGGACAUCUCCAUGGGAUCCUAAGGAAAACCUCCCUCAAGACUAUGCUCGGAUCUUUCAGUUUCAGAACUUUAUUAAUACUAGGAAACGUAUCUUUAAAGAGAUUGAGGAAAAAGAAGCUGAAGGAGCUGAGGUCGGCUGGUAUGUCACACUUCAUGUCUCUGAAGUCCCUGUCUCAGUAGUUGAAUACUUCAAACAAGGAGCACCCUUGAUUGCAUUUUCUUUGCUCCCUCAUGAACAGAAGAUGUCAGUAUUGAACAUGGUGGUCAGUCGGAGCCCUGGCAACACUGAACCUGUGAAAGCCAAAGAGGAACUGAUCUUCCAUUGUGGAUUCAGGCGCUUCCGAGCCUCACCUUUAUUCUCUCAGCAUACUUCAGCGGACAAACAUAAAUUUCAGAGAUUCCUAACUGCUGAUGCAGCUGUAGUGGUGACAGUGUAUGCACCAAUCACUUUCCCUCCUGCAUCUGUGCUGCUUUUCAAGCAGAAAAGUAAUGGAAUGCACAGCCUCAUUGCUACAGGACAUCUGUUAUCGGUGGAUCCGGACAGAAUAGUCAUCAAGAGAGUUGUUCUAAGUGGUCAUCCUUUCAAAAUUUUUACCAAGCUGGCGGUAGUGCGUUAUAUGUUCUUCAACAGAGAGGAUGUGCUGUGGUUUAAACCAGUGGAACUGAGAACAAAGUGGGGCCGCAGGGGACACAUCAAGGAACCUUUAGGUACCCAUGGUCACAUGAAGUGCAGUUUUGAUGGGAAGCUAAAAUCUCAGGACACAGUAUUGAUGAACCUCUAUAAACGGGUAUUCCCCAAGUGGACUUAUGAUCCAUAUGUACCAGAACCUGUAUCUUGGGUGAAAAGUGAGACUUCUUCAACAGUGCCUGAAGUGGACAUAGAAUAAUGGAUUCACUGGGAUCUGACCAUUCCUCUGAUAGGAGUCAGUGGGAUGUGAUUGGGCAGUUUGUCACUACUGUUUUGGCCUAUUUGUCUGCUGCCCCACUACAAAAUUUAUUUUGAUCUGAAGUAUCACAU